GAAAAUUCCUCGUGUUUCCUCGAAGACGAACCGCAUAUCGCGACUGGUGUCCGUGGACGACACCACUGACACAUUUGAACGCGCAACAUGAGCUCCGUGCACUACGAACCUGACUCGGAGCUCGGGCCAUCGUCGUCGCGCGUGAUCGCGCCUGCUGGACCGCUACAGCCUCUUGUGAUUGCUGGGCCUUCUGGUGUAGGCAAGGGUACACUAAUCGCGCGCCUUCUCGCCAAGUACCCCGACUUGUUUGGGUUCUCUGUCAGCCACACGACUCGCAGUCCUCGACCAGGCGAAGAGAACGGCAUUGCGUACCACUUUGUGUCCAAGAACGUCUUCGACGAAGCUGUCGACGCGGAUGCGUUCGUCGAGUAUGCCCGCGUCCAUGGCAACGGAUACGGCACGAGCAAGAAGUCGGUGCAAGACGUUCAGGAUGCCGGGAAGAUCUGCGUCUUGGACAUUGAUAUCCAAGGCGUGCAGCAAGUGAAACAGGCCAAGGACUUGAACGUCCACUAUAUGUUCGUGGCGCCACCGUCGAUGGCCGACCUGGAAACCCGUCUUCGAGGCCGCGGCACUGAGUCCGAAGAUAAGAUUGCUCUGCGUCUGGCCAACGCAACGGGAGAACUCGCCUACGCUGACGAAGGCCACUUUGACAAGAUUCUCGUCAACAACGACCUGGACGCGGCCUUUAAAGAACUGGAGCGUACGCUCGCCACGUGGUACCCCAACGUCAAGUUUGGUGACAGCGCCGUCGAAACCUCACUGGAAAAGUAAUUCCUACCUUUCAACAAACCUGUGUGUAAGAGCUUGGAAAGGUUGGGGCAACAUAGACUGGUGGUACAAGAUGCUCCUGUCGAGCACUCGUCCUGGACGACUUGUGCCAGCGACUUGUCAGGACUGCUCUGGUAUCGUAGCAUAAGCGCUCGAAUUGAAUCAGACGAAGAUACAUCGAGGGUGGCGGAAACAAGGCAUUUUCC
Molecule: messenger RNA, 974 nt
Organism: Aphanomyces invadans
Lineage: Eukaryota; Oomycota; Saprolegniomycetes; Saprolegniales; Verrucalvaceae
Product: guanylate kinase
Exons: 2
Coding region: 88-771 (227 amino acids)
Biological process (GO): purine nucleotide metabolic process
Cellular component (GO): cytosol
Molecular function (GO): GMP kinase activity
Source: RefSeq, a predicted model, not a curated record